GACAAACUAAAGCACUCUUCAGCAACUCCAAACACUCUAUUCAGAACAUGGCAUUGUAUCCUGAAAACGUAUCCAAAUUAAUAGCUGAAGGCUCCCGCGCCUAUUCUGCGAAAGAUUUUGACUCGGCUGUUGCAAAAUACGGAGAGGCUUGCGAGACAUACGCGGAAGAACACGGUGAUGAUCCUGACUUGUUGUUCUUAUACGGUAAAGCAGUAUUUCAAAGUGCCAUUAGCAAGUCCGAAGUUUUUGGUGGUGCUCCACCUGCACGUACCAACGAUGACAAUGAGAAUGGAGAAGGUGAACAGGACGAAGAAGAUGAUCAGUUUCAAUUUUAUGAUGCUGAACCUGUUGAAGCCGAGGUAACUGAUGAACAGGAAGAAGAAGGGCCUCAAUUAGCAGAGGAAGACGAAGAAGACGAAGACGAAGAAGAUGGUAAGGGAAAGCCAGAAAAACAAGAAGAGGAAGAAAGUGAUUUUGAGAUAGCCUGGGAAAUUUUAGACCUUACCCGAACCUUAUUAGAAGAUAAGCUCUCCACUCUUGACAAGGGCGAUUUAUCUCCUCCAUAUUUGGAAUCAGACCGUUCCGAAACUACAAAUGAAUACAUAAUCACAGUCAAGAAGUUAGCUGAUUGUUAUGAUAUUCUUGGUGACAUCUCAUUGGAAACAGAAAACUUCCAACAAUCAGCAACUGACUUCCAAGAAUGUCUCGAUCUUAAAUUGAAAUUGUAUAAUCCGGAAAAUUCAGGAUUCUUGUCAGAAGCAUAUUAUAAGGUAGCAUUGGCCUUGGAGUUCUGUUCUGAUCCUCAACUGAGACAAAAGGCCGCCGAGCAAUUGAAAUUAGCGAUUGAAUCUGUCCAACGCAGAAACAAACAUGAAACUGAUAGUGAGAUGAAAAAGGAAAAUGAUGAGAUGAUCCAAGAAUUGCAAGUCAAAUACGAUGAAUUGAGAAAAGCGCCUAGUGAUCAAUUACAACAAGAACAAAUGGAAUUGAUUAAAGGAAUUUUAGGACAAGAAGCCACCAGUUCAGGUGGGGAUACCAGUACCAGUAUGUCUGAAGUUCUAGUAAACAAUCUUACCUCCAUGGUUAAGAAAAAGAAGCCAGCUCAACCUGUAAAUGAUUUGUCAGGUAUGGUCAAGAAAAGAAAAGCCCCUAAACCAGAUGGCAAUGGAGUAAAGAAAUCCAAAACGGAAUAGAUUGCCGAGAUAUUUGUUUAUAGAAACUUUUUAGUAUAAUUUGAAAGUAAUUUCGAUUUC
Molecule: messenger RNA, 1253 nt
Organism: Spathaspora passalidarum NRRL Y-27907
Lineage: Eukaryota; Fungi; Ascomycota; Pichiomycetes; Serinales; Debaryomycetaceae
Exons: 1
Coding region: 48-1193 (381 amino acids)
Biological process (GO): DNA replication-dependent chromatin assembly; CENP-A containing chromatin assembly
Cellular component (GO): nucleoplasm
Molecular function (GO): histone binding
Source: RefSeq, a predicted model, not a curated record